This is a messenger RNA of Aureobasidium vineae, 2281 nucleotides long. The record is from the annotation of a GenBank genome assembly. NCBI's taxonomy places the organism in Eukaryota, Fungi, Ascomycota, Dothideomycetes, Dothideales, Saccotheciaceae.
ACACGGUCGAGCAGACAUGGACUUUCUCAAGUCUGCCGUCGCAUCGGCCAUCUCAAAGGGCCCCGCCUUCCCCUAUUCGUUUGGCGAAAGAGUCGACAUCGAUCAGUCUAUCUGGACUCUCCACAACGGCACCAAGAGGGAAGAUGGCUCUCGAUGCAGCAUCCUCUCCUUCGACGUGACGGCCAACAAAUCUCGCCUUCCACUUGCAAAGAACGCAUUGCGCAAGUUCCGCACUCUUCGACACCCUGGCGUAAUAAAGGUCUUGGAUACUGUUGAGACAAAGAGAAAGGCCGUUUCUGAGGAGAGCAUCAAAUGGGGGCUCCACAAUGUUGCUGUGAGCACCACCCCAUACUGGAGACCUUGUCACCUGCUGACACCUAUCUGUAGANAAACCCUUGCCUUCAUCAACGAGGAAGCCACUUCGGUACACGGGUGCAUCCGCACCUCCUCAAUAUUCACUACCGACAGCGGAGAAUGGAAGCUGGGCGGUCUGGACGUCUUGAGCUCCAUGAAGGAAGAUGAGGCCGUCAUCUAUUACGCAGNNACAUAUGGAAGCCUCACACCUGAUUCAGGGCGCUAUGCCCCACCCGAGGUCGCCAAAGGCGGUUGGGACAGCAUCAAACGAAACCCUGUGUCUGCUGUCGACUCUUACGAUUUCGCUAUUCUUGUCAUUGAAGUCUUCAACGGGAGUUUCUCGGGAAGUGAUCAGGUCGGUCAGACCAAGGGCAUUCCUGUUAGCAUGCACGCUUCAUACAAACGUCUGGCCCAUGCAAAUGCCAAGAUCAGACUUAGUAUCGCCCAUUUCUUGGAACAAGGACGGAAGUCUGGCUCGUUCUUUGACACUCCGCUUAUUCAAUUGACCGAUGGCAUUGAUAAUCUGGGGCUAAAGACUGAAACCGAGCGCGAAGAGUUCCUUCGAGUCAAGGUCCUUCCUGAGCUUCUCAAGUCCCUCGAAUUUGGCGGUGGAGGUCCCAAGGUCUUGUCCCUUGUCAUGCGUAUUGGCAAANAACUUUCAGACGAAGAGUACGAAUCGACCAUUACACCGGUAGUUGUCAGACUUUUCAGUAGUCCAGACCGCGCGUUGCGGGUGUGCCUUCUUGACAAUCUACCACACAUGAUCGAUCAUCUUCCUCAAAAGAUUGUUAACAACAGCAUCUACCCUCAGAUGACUGUCAAGGCAGUCUUGGUCGUGGUUCCAAAGCUAUCGGAUCGCAUUAUUAAUGGCGAACUCCUGCGGUACCUAGCUAAGACCGCAAACGAUGAACAGCCCGGCAUCCGAACCAACACGACUAUCUGUCUUGGAAAGAUUGCAAAGAACCUUGGCUCUAGCGUUCUCGUUGCUGCAUUCUCAAGAUCUCUCAGAGAUCCAUUUGUCCAUGCACGGAACGCAGCACUUUUAGCCCUAUCAGCAACGGCUGAUCUGUUUACGGAAGACGAUUGUGCGACCAAGCUGCUUCCAGCAAUCUGUCCGUCGCUUGUAGACAAGGAGAAAAUCAUUCGAGACCAAGCCAACAAGACUUUAGAUUUGUACCUUCAGCGCAUUCGCAAAUAUGGCCAGACUCUGCCUGAUAGUGUACUGCCGCCACCAGAAGCUGCUGGCUCGAACGCGCCACGCAUGAGCACCCCACAACCAGGGGGCGCGGGAGCAGGGUGGGCUGGUUGGGCUAUAUCGUCUUUCACGAACAAGCUUGCAACAGCCAGUGGAGAAAUCCAACCCAACAGCAGUGCAGCAACAGCAGCCGGCUCGGAUAGGCCAUCCUCCACUCCACCAGCAAACCCGAGUUCGUCAGCUGCUCAGUCUCUUCCUGUUGGUCAAACUCGACCUACACCAANNCUUUUCUCUCCUUCUGCGCCGACAGUGCCUAGAGUGUCUUCGGGCCUACGCAACGCAACCNCCACCAUGUCUGAUGUGGAUCAGGAAGACUUUGGUGAUGACUGGGGCGCAAUGGAUGAUGACGACGGUGCCGCCGACGCAUGGGGUGAGGUAGCAGACAGCGCACCGCCCGUGGCAUCUACCAAAGCUACGACUGCAACCUUCGACGAUGGCGGUGAGCCCGACUUUGAGGGCUGGCUGAAUGCGCAGGCACAAGCCAAGACGAAAGCAAAGAACCCUCUCCCCAAAGGUCUUGUGAAGAGCAAACCAGUAUCUGCCGUAGCACCAAAGCCGAGCGUAGUCAGGAGUUCGUCUGCAUCAGUCACGACCAAGGCCAAGCCGGCACUCAGUAAGUCGGUGAAGCCUGCAGCUAAGGAAGAAGAGGAAGAUGACUGGGGCUCAGCAUGG